Kwoniella botswanensis is the source of this 2421-nucleotide messenger RNA. RefSeq lists its product as uncharacterized. Bases 1 to 2421 code for a protein of 806 amino acids. Gene Ontology annotation, biological process: regulation of transcription by RNA polymerase II. Gene Ontology annotation, molecular function: DNA-binding transcription factor activity, RNA polymerase II-specific; sequence-specific double-stranded DNA binding. The record is from RefSeq and is a predicted model, not a curated record. NCBI's taxonomy places the organism in Eukaryota, Fungi, Basidiomycota, Tremellomycetes, Tremellales, Cryptococcaceae. Gene Ontology annotation, cellular component: nucleus. The transcript is spliced from 5 exons.
AUGUCGCAUUUCUCCCUCAGCCCAAGAAUGGGGGAAGAGCGAAGAUAUGUCCGGUCUUUGUCGGAUAUCACCUCGCCCCCUCACCCUUCCAGUCCAUCGUUCUUACACCGCAAUGAAGCACAUCCAUAUCGAGAAAGUGGAUCUCGACCUCGAUCGACGUACAAUCUGCCUUACGGACGUUCUACCAGUCCAAAGCCAAUGCAACGAUCGUUACCUAACCCUUCUCACUUCAACGAACCCGGACCAAGCUCCGCGGGAUCAAGGUUCAGACCACCCCGCUCGGAAUAUACUCAGAAUGCCAUGAAUCAAGUCGGACCACCACCCCUGGCACCGUAUGUCACAGCUGAUAGACGGUAUCAUGCACCCAAACCAUCCUCUCAACAGUGGCUUGGACCCGAUGGAAGACGCUCAGAACCACAAAACAGACCGGUAUUCCCACCUCCUCCGAAACCACCACCUCCGCAUAUAGUCGCUUCUACCUCUUCUUCCUCAUCCUCCUCGACAUCACACCAUAAUAAACCAGAUCCACCUUCGUUCCAACCUCGCUCCUAUUCUCAUUCACCUGAUCGCUCGGUAAUCCAACACCAAUCACUACAUCUUGACAGGCCAACAACGACGACUCACUCAACUCGAUAUCCUACCAUGUUCCGACCUCCCGAGGCAUUCACUUCUGCAGCUGAUCGCAGUUCCUCUUACUGUUCUCAUCAAAUACCGCAAAAUUCUCCUUCGUCGUCUUCUAGUCUACACAACCGACCUUAUCAACAUGGUGAACCUCUUAGUCGAACUCAUUCUCAUGAAUCCCAACAUUCCCAUCACUCUUACUCGAUGCAACGAGAACAUUCCGGAGGGUCGAGUAUUAGCGGAUCAAGUCAUACGGGCACUUCAUCGUUGCAAUCUGGACAACCUUAUCCCAUGGGUGGGUACAAGAAGAAGAGGACUCGAGCCUUGAUGACUCAUAUGCAACAAUCGGGCUUGACGAGACUUUGGAGAAACACUAAAUUUCCGACAGGAGCAGAUAGAGAGAAGUUGGGACAGGAGAUUGGAUUGACACCUCGUCAAGUUCAAGUAUGGUUCCAAAAUCAACGUCAAAAGGGUCGAAAGGCGAUAAUGGUGAAUGGUGGGAUACCUGAAGGAGAGGAUCCAGCAGAUUAUGAAGAUCUGCAGAAAUCACCUAGGUCUCGUCGGAUGUCGGUUGAUGGAGAUGAUAGAGAGAGGAUAUCGGCUUGGGCUGGAAGUUCGAAUUCAUCCGCUUCGACCAGAUUGUUGUUAGAUCCUCCUUCUUCCGCUGGAUCGAAUUACCAUGAACCGAUGAUUCAUCAGCCAAGACCGUUCGCAUCUUCGUAUCAUGAUGAUCUACUUCCGCCACGUAGUGCGAUAUCGCUGAGAAGUCCGUCACCUUACGAACGAUGGGAACAUGAACAAAGGGAUCGUGGUGUAAGGGAAGAUAAAGGGACACAAGCAGAUCACGAUGGUUCACAUCAUUCACAUUGUCACCAUAGAAGAUCCCACUCCCACUCUCAUCCUCAUUCGCACUCUCACUCGCAAUCUGACCUCAACAGCCACUCGCAUCAUCCGACUGGUCUACCCCGAUACCCGACCUAUCCUUCAACGACUUCAUCCUCUUCACGUUCUUAUCAACAUCAUCAACAUCAUCAUCAUUAUCAUCAUCCUCCGACAAGUGGCGAUACGAGUGGAAGAUUACCACCUAUUUCGUCUAAUUGGGAUAUCAACAGUCGGGAUACUCAACGACCCUUCCCAUCGGUCCUCGAACCUAUAUCUCAAUCUUCAUAUCUACCAGCUAUACUCUCACCUUUAUCUACAAGUAGUUCUUCUCGACCUGAUACUCAACAGACCCAGACUCAGGGAGAAGGACAGGGCUGGACACCAUUGCCUAUCAAACGAAGGAGAUCAUCACCCAGCUUGAUACCUGAAUCAAUUAUCAAACCUACCUAUCCAGGUAAUAUUGAACCUUCACAAACUCAUCAGAAGAAUAUCAGAUUCUCAAGAUCUAGAUCGCACUCUGGUGAAGAUCAUCCUCACCCUCAUACCCAGCUCGGUGAUGAAGACGAACAACCAAUCACUUCUCGUAGCCAUUUACCACCUGAAUUAGCUAGGAUAGCUAUAACUGGACCGUUAGAGAGGAUAUACCCUGCUCAUGAGGAGAAACGAGAAGGAGAAGAAAGGGGAUUGGAUUUGGUAUUACCGAGGAUCAGUAAAUCCCUUUCUCCUAUGGGUGCUGGAUCAGGACAUAUCGAUCAAACAGGGAAGGAUAGAGGUCAUGUGAGAGGCAGAUCAGAAGGACCGGCUAAGAAAGAAAUGAGGAGUGAAUUAGAGGAAGAAGAGGGUGAUGGCAAUGAUUCAGCCACAGAAAAGGAAUCAAGGAGACCGACUUCGUCGAAUCUUAGAAAUCUAUUGGACUGA